Messenger RNA from Emys orbicularis (European pond turtle), 937 nucleotides. RefSeq names its product cell division cycle associated 5 (gene CDCA5). Gene Ontology annotation, biological process: mitotic metaphase chromosome alignment; double-strand break repair; mitotic sister chromatid cohesion. The transcript has 7 exons. Lineage: Eukaryota; Metazoa; Chordata; Testudines; Emydidae. The coding region runs from base 1 to 882 and encodes 293 amino acids. Gene Ontology annotation, cellular component: nucleus. The record is from RefSeq and is a predicted model, not a curated record.
AUGGCGGGCGGGGGCCAGAGGCGGACCCGGUCUGCGGGCGCGGCCCCAGCGGGGAGCAGAGCCCGGGGGGAUGCUGUCUCCCCACCUCCGAGGCACAGGUCCGAGAGGAUCGCAGGGUCUCCUACCAGGCGUGGUUCCCAGAGGAAACCUUUGGUGGAGAAGAAGAUGGUGGGGAGCCCACUUCCAGCUCCAGUGGUGAAGCGAUCGAUCAUGGUGAAAAAGAUCAUGCCCCGAAAACAGCAGCCUGCUGUUGCUUUGACUGAAGCAGAACAAACCCCAUGCAUGACUGGUACUGCUUGGACUCCACGGCGCAGCCCCAGGAUCUCCCAGAAGGCAGGAAAGGAGAACUUCCCAGUGGAAAGCAGCGAGGCCAAAGGCUGUGGAAGCACUGAUGCUAACCCAGUCUUAGCAUCAUCUCUCCCUGCCAAUGCCUCAGGCCUGGUGGAGAAGGCUGCCCUGUCUACAGUUAGCAUCAAUGUAUGUGACUCUCCUCCUCAGGAUGAGAGGGAUGUGCUGAUGUCUAAGAAAGUGCGCCGAUCCUACAGCCGCCUGGAUGCCUCACCCAGCUUGGACAUGUCCACACCCACAUUCGCCCAGAAGAAGUGCUCACUCUUUGGCUUUGAGAAGCUCCUAGUGCCUGAUGCACUGGCCGAUGUGUCUCCAGUGGGUAAGGUUUCCCCUGCCCAGGAGACUCCAGUGGAGCCCAAUGCCUUGGGCUCCACUAAGGAAUGGGACACAAACAUUCCUGGCAUCUCCUUCCCCAAAGAGAAACGGAAGAAAAGGAGGAUCCCCCAGAUAGAUAAAUCUGAACUGGAUGAGUGGGCUGCUCAAAUGAAUGCACAGUUUGAAGAAGCAGAGCAGUUUGAUCUUCUUGUGGAAUGAAGCCUCUCCCCAGUAACCUGCAUUAUUCUUUUGUACAUAGAGCUGAUGUGUUGUU